AUCGACUAAGAUUGGAAGUUGGGACUAUUCCUCGACCAACUCAAUCACCUCAAACUCAAACAACACACUCAGUGAGCCAAAACCCAACCUGUGGCUAGAAAGCAUCAACUCCCCCCUCAUCCAGGAAGAUGGCGACAACAAAAUGCUCAAGCUGAGGUUCGACGUCAGCCAGUACCAACCAGAAGAAAUCAUCGUCAAAACAGUCGACAACAAAUUAUUAGUUCACGCGAAACACGAAGAAAAGACAGACUCAAAAUCCGUCUACAGGGAAUACAACCGUGAGUUCCUGCUGCCGAAGGGCACCAACCCGGAAAGCAUCAAGUCAUCGUUGAGCAAAGACGGUGUCCUCACCGUGGAGGCUCCUCUUCCCGCCCUCGGAGCCCCCGAGAAACUGGUGCCCAUCGCCCACCACUAAACACGAACCACUCUAAGUCCAACACAAAACCAGUCAAGUCGUACCUACCGAUCAACCCAUCCCUGCAUGAAAGCAUUUUUAUCUGACGAGAAAGGGAGCUUUCGGUCCGCGUGUGUAGCCCGAAACCAUAACUCUCUCAUAAAUUUACGCCAAUUAUUUAUUUUCCUAAAUUCAAGAAUUCGAAAUACUACAGUUUUUUCGGAUUCUGAUAUUUAAUUUUUUCCAUUUAUUUUUACUUCUUCUUAUUCUUCUUUUUUGUUUUUUACCUGAAAUGAUCGUUGUCAAUCUGAAGAGAUCGAAUAAUUUGAAAAAUUUCAGGAGUUAAAAAACUUCAAGAUACUUUUUCAUAUCUAGUUUCUUGAAGUGUUUUGCUUCCAAAAAUGUACAUGCAGGGGUGGGUCGCAAUUUCAACAUUAAAGCUAAAGCCACGCACACACAAAAAUUGACUUGGAAAAAUUUCUGGGUAAAUUUUCUGACGGUUAGUUUAAACAUUUUUAAAACAUUUUUACAAAAUUUUGCCGCUCGUGUUGGAAACGUUUUAUAGUGACAUUUUUAACAAUUUAAUACAAACGAAACUGCCUUAAAUUUUUCCCCUCGCUGAUUGAGAUUAUCGGCUUUACGCCUGCCUAAUUGGAAAAUUUGUACUGCCGUCUGAAAUUUUCCCCAGAUUCCUUGACCUGGACCGGUGUACCUAGAUAUUUUGCAGUUUGCUUUUUUGGUGACAAAUUUAUCUAUGUAUCUAGCUGUUUAAUUUUUAUAUUUUAUUUUGUUACAUUUUUUUAAAUGCAAUGUACUUAAGUGUCUCAUAAGUGACUAAAAUAGCUGAAUUAGUUUAACUUCUGAGCUGAGUAUUAAUAGUCAACAUUGAACUAAGUCAUCUCUUGGCCAAUCAAGAUACUCGAGGUUGUUGUAGCAACUCCUUUACUUUCUUUGCCAGGUUUAUUUUGGAAGAUUUUUUUGCCAUUAAACUACAAAAACUUGAAUUAAGGUCUCAUUGAAGCGCAGCUGCUGCUCAGCUUUGACUUUAUUUUCACAGUAUUUAUAUCUAUUUUUUUAGCCUGAUUUAAUCACAUGUUCAAAUGGUUGUAAAUAUUUGCCAAUUCCAAAAUUUGUCUACAUCCGAUAAUAUCUGCGCCCCAGAUAUGUUCGCAACGGCAAGCCAUGCAUUCACAGAUUUUUAUUUUUUCUCGUUUGCUGUUUUAAGUGCCUGUUUCUUUUAUUUUAAGGAACUUUAUUCUUGCUACUCUUUUUUUUAUAACUCAAUUUGAGUUUCUUGUUUGUACUGAUUUGCAUUCUCAGUGUUGCGAACAUUCAUUCUAUUCGAAAACGACCAGGGAAACUGGUCAGUUUUUUGAUUUGCAUAUACCUAUCCCUACAAACUCGUUUAAAUUUAAUUUAAACUGUAUAAUAAUUUUGUUACCUAUUUAUUUUGAGAUAAAUCAUUAACAAUACGA
Molecule: messenger RNA, 1869 nt
Organism: Bemisia tabaci
Lineage: Eukaryota; Metazoa; Arthropoda; Insecta; Hemiptera; Aleyrodidae
Source: RefSeq, a predicted model, not a curated record